Messenger RNA from Zasmidium cellare ATCC 36951, 813 nucleotides. RefSeq lists its product as uncharacterized. NCBI's taxonomy places the organism in Eukaryota, Fungi, Ascomycota, Dothideomycetes, Mycosphaerellales, Mycosphaerellaceae. Gene Ontology annotation, biological process: lipid metabolic process. The transcript is spliced from 4 exons. The coding region runs from base 1 to 813 and encodes 270 amino acids. The record is from RefSeq and is a predicted model, not a curated record.
AUGACAGUCAGGCUACUCGUCCAGCUCGCUGCAGUGACAGCACUUCUCUCUGGAGUUGUCGCUGUCCCAAAGCCUCCAGCAGGUGAUCCAACAAUCUCUCCGUCCUUGUACGAUGAUUUCGUGCGAGUCACCAAGUAUGCGGCGGCUUCGUACGCCAGUCAAUGCGCAAUGCCUCCGAACAACUCGACAGUCGUACGAUACUUCAACAAUGUCUCGACUGACACACAAGCCACAUUGUUCCGCGACGACACGCGCAGGGAGCUUGUGAUCGCUUUCCGGGGAACUUCCGACCUGCAAGACUUCUUGUCGGACUUUGCGCAAACGCUUGUGCCAUUCAAGGCCAUCGGCAUCGAUGAUUGUCCUGAUUGCAAGGUCCACAAUGGUACACUGACUGCCUGGAACUCGGUCUCCAACGAUGUUCUGUGGGCAAUGCAGGCGCAGCUGUUAUAUUUCCCAGAAUACAAGCCAAUCGUGACCGGACACUCGCUGGGCGGCGCUAUAGCAUCCGUGGCUUCGGCAUCGCUCGUUCAUUUCUUCACCAGCUUGAAAACGUACACCUUUGGCCAAUUCCGCACUGGGGACCCAACAUAUGCGGCAUACAUUGACCAAAUCCUGCCUUAUCCAAAAUUGUAUCGUGUGACGCACCUCAACGACGGCAUUCCCCAGACGAUCCAUCGCAGCAGCGGGUAUGCUCAUCAUUCGAGAGAGCAUUGGGAGCUAGAGCCGUUCGGUCCAUCGAACACAUUCAAAUGCAGUCCUGGGGACGACCAGGCUAGUAACUUUCGGCCUGGAGUUGCUGUACACAAUUUCUAA